AGAGGCCGCCCCGGAGGCCUCCGCCAAACGCCAGGUCUGAACAAAAUUAAGAAGAAGGAGCUUCUACAAUCGCAGCAGAUGAAGAUCCACUGGUAAAUCGAUCAGGAUUUUUGGCCUGCCCUCCAAAGAAAAGGAGCGGAAAGAAUGUCGGAGCGGGCCGCGGAUGACGUCAGGGGGGAGCCGCGCCGAGCGGCGGCGGCGGCGGGCGGAGCAGCGGCCGCGGCUGCCCGGCAGCAGCAGCAGCAGCAACAGCAGGCUCCGCAGCCCCAGCGGCAGCCGCCGCCGCCGCCGCGGCGCCUACGGCCGGAGGACGGCGGCCCCGGGGCCGCCUCCACCUCGGCCGCCACCGCAAUGGCGACCGUCGGGGAGCGCCGGCCCCUGCCCAGUCCCGAAGCGAUGCUGGGACAGUCGUGGAAUCUGUGGGUCGAGGCUUCCAAACUUCCUGGGAAAGACGGGACGGAAUUGGACGAAAGUUUCAAGGAGUUUGGGAAAAACCGCGAAGUCAUGGGGCUCUGUCGCGAAGACAUGCCAAUAUUUGGUCUCUGUCCAGCCCACGAUGAUUUCUACUUGGUGGUGUGUAACGACUGUAAUCAGGUUGUCAAACCGCAGGCAUUUCAAUCACAUUAUGAAAGAAGACAUAGCUCAUCCAGCAAGCCUUCUUUGGCCGUUCCUCCCACUUCAGUAUUUUCCUUCUUCCCUUCUCUGUCCAAAAGCAAAGGAGGCAGUGGAAGUGGAAGCAGCCGUUCUUCCAGUGGAGGUGUUCUAAGUGCAUCCUCGUUAAGUUCCAAGUUGUUGAAAUCGCCCAAAGAGAAACUGCAGCUCAGGGGGAACAGGCCAAUGCAUCCCAUUCAGCAAAAUAGAGUCCCCCAUGGUAGAAUCAUGACGCCCUCUGUCCAAGUGGAAAAGAUUCCUCCGAAGAUGGAUGGCGCACUACUGAAAUCUGCGGUAGGGCCAGUCUGUCCUGCUGCUGUGAGUUCCUCAGUCAAGCCUGGCCUUAACUGCCCCUCAAUACCAAAGCCAACCUUGCCUUCGCCUGGACAGAUUCUGAAUGGCAAAGGGCUUCCUGCACCGCCUACGCUGGAAAAGAAGUCAGAAGAUAACUCCAAUAACAGGAAAUUUUUGAAUAAGAGAUUAUCAGAAAGGGAGUUUGAUCCUGACAUCCACUGUGGGGUCAUCGAUCUCGACACCAAGAAGCCCUGCACCCGGUCUUUGACAUGCAAGACACAUUCCUUAACCCAGCGGAGGGCUGUCCAGGGUAGAAGAAAACGAUUCGAUGUGUUGUUAGCCGAGCACAAAAACAAAACCAGGGAAAAGGAAUCGAUUCGCCAUCCGGACUCUCAGCAACCAACGCAGCCUCUCAGGGACCCGCAUCCCACUCCUCCUAGAACUUCACAGGAGCCACACCAAAACUCUCACGGAGUGAUUCCUUCCGAAUCAAAGCCUUUCGUAGCUAGUAAACCUAAACCUCACACCCCCAGUCUUCCAAGGCCUCCAGGCUGCCCUGCUCAGCAAGGUGGGAGUGCCCCCAUUGACCCGCCUCCAGUCCAUGAAUCUCCACACCCUCCCCUGCCUGCCACUGAGCCAGCUUCUCGGUUAUCCAGUGAGGAGGGAGAAGGCGAUGACAAAGAAGAGUCUGUUGAAAAACUGGACUGUCAUUAUUCAGGUCAUCAUCCUCAGCCAGCAUCUUUUUGCACAUUCGGGAGCCGGCAGAUUGGAAGAGGCUAUUACGUGUUUGACUCCAGGUGGAACCGGCUUCGCUGCGCCCUCAACCUCAUGGUGGAGAAGCAUCUGAACGCGCAGCUGUGGAAGAAGAUCCCGCCAGUGCCCGGUACCGCGUCGCCUGUCUCCACACGUGUUCCUCACCGGACAAACUCUGUGCCCACAUCACACUGUGGGGUCAGCUACCUGGCGGCAGCCACCGUGUCUCCCUCCCCUGUCCCGCUCUCGUCCUCCUGCAUCUCCCCCUGUAGCAAGUCGGUACCAGCUCAUGGAACCACACUGAACGCACAGCCCGCCGCCUCCGGGGCCGUGGAUCCCGUGUGCAGUAUGCAGUCCCGACAGGUGUCCUCCUCCUCGUCCUCCCCCUCCACGCCCUCCGGCCUGUCCUCCGUGCCCUCCUCCCCCAUGGCCAGGAAACCUCAGAAGUUGAAAUCUAGCAAGUCUUUAAGGCCCAAGGAGUCUUCUGGUAACAGCACUAACUGUCACCACGCGAGUAGCAGUGCCGGCAGCGGCGGCUCAGGAAAGAAACGCAAAAACACUUCCCCGCUGUUAGUCCCGCCCCCCUCCUCCUCCUCCUCCUCCUCCUCCUCCUCCUCUUCUUCUCAUUCCAUGGAGUCUUUUAGGAAAAACUGUGUGGCUCACCCUGGGCCUCCCCACCCCGCGGCGGUAGCCUUUCCCCACGGCGUCGGCCUCAACUGUGUGGCCGGCAGAGCGAACUCGAUGAGCGGCCGGCACGAGCAGCCUGGGCGGGGCGCCCCCGGCGGGAGCCCCGGCGAGUCCAUCAAGAGGAUGAGCGUGAUGGUGAACAGCAGCGACUCCACACUCUCCCUCGGCCCCUUCGUGCACCAGGCCGGUGAGCUGCCCGUCAGCUCUCACGGCGCCUGCUCCCACCCGCACACUCCUCUGGACAAGCUCCUAGGCAAGAAAAGAAAGUGCUCGCCCGGCUCGAGCGGCAUCAACAGCAGCAGCGGCAGGCCCACCAAGGUGGCCAAACUGCCGGCCGUGAACAACGUCCACGUGAAGCACGCGGGCCCCAGCCCGGGGCCGCCAGGACUGGCAAACAGCUCCCUCCUGCAUCAGCAGGAUACCUCCUGUCCUUGCUUACAAGCAGGAAUUUCAGCGGUGUCACCCCCAGAGCCCUACUUUAAAAUGUGAGCCUCUUUUUUGUUUUGUUUUGUUUUUUUCCCUUCCUCAUCUUCAAAACUGAACUUAAGUGCCAGGCUAGAACUUUUCCAGAAAAUACCAAGAAGUUUCUUCAUGUGAUAGAAGUUUCCCUCCAAUAUCUGUGUGAAUUAAUACUCAGUGCCAAAGGUAUGGGGAAAAUAAUUAUGCACAAAUUUAGGUAGCAGCUGCUUCAAUUCUCCUCUCUGAGCCACAAAUACAUAUGGGCUAUUCGUGUGUUGUUUGGGUCUCUUUGAACAGGGGUUCCUGGACAAGUGAAACCUUCUUGAUUUGUAGUUAUUCCUUCUAGUUUAAUGAUAAGCAUAAAAACGCAGUGCAAACACUGUAAGAAUCCAUCCCUUAAUAACUCCCUUCUGGGUGUAGUUUCCUGAUUCACGUGAAUCCCGGGAGGGAUGUCCCACUGCCUCGGGAUGCCCACGCCAGUGUCACUGAGCGCGCCGUCUUCACGCAGACGCCGCUGCGGACCUUACUGCCCACCAGUGUCAGAAGGCGAGGAAGAGGCCGGGCGGGUGCAGCAGAGUGACAGUGUCUGUGGGGAAUGGGGGAGUGGGAGUCUCGUCUACACAGAGCAGCUGCUCCCAGAAGCUUGUUACCAAUUUCAAAGAGAAACUGCUGAUCUGGACUUGCGUGAGAGAUUUGACCAUUUUCUAAAGCUCUGAAGUUUUUCGUUUUGUUUUGAUCUGGUGAAGCCCACACGUUUGCCAGCUAAGUUUGGCUCAUGAGCUGCCAGUUUGCCACCUCUGAUUUCCACCGUCUAGGGGGGGACUGUGUCCCACUAGGACAAACAGCCUAAGUUUGGGUUCUUAAAAGCAGUUUCAUGUUAAGUUUGUAUUUGAGAAAGAUUUCCUCUGCAGUGGCAUACUUUCUAUUAUGCUGCACAAAUUCUAGGGGGGCCCAUGGCUACAGAUCAGAGGAUGGAUGAACCCCCAAGAUGUUGCGUAUUUUUACGUCUGUGAUCAUUUAUCUGCAAGAGGGAUCCUGUAGCUUUCUUCAGACUAUCAAAGGGACCCAUGACUCCAAAAUGCUGUAAAGAAGGCUGCUUCUUAGACCAGUAGGGACCUGAGCUCGCUGUUCUCCGUGGAGCUGAUUUUAAAGCAGAGAUAACUGAACUGGUUGGAAUCCCCUCAACAACGGAAUCAGUGCGACCUGCUGGGGAGCCUAGGAGAUGGGGCUGGGUGCGAGCCCAGCCCCCGAGUUGAUUCGUGGGCUCUGCCACCGAGGACCUAAAAAUAGCUCACUGUGGGACUGUGAAGGCCGGAGUCCCCUCUCCCCGCCUCAGCACGGCCUUGGGUGUGAGUUUUCACACCUGUGUGGUGGCCCAUUUGACCUUGUUCACGUCUCAGUUGACAACCUGGAAUACCUUCAAGGAAACAGCAUCAGUAAAUAGAACCAAAAGGCAAACAUGUGAGCCUUUUCUCUAAGCUAGAAAUCCAGGCUGUGUCUCUUCUGGACAGUUUUCUAGAAGCCAGUCUUUUAGAAGGAUUGUGCCCCAGGGCACAGAAGGCUUUUGAAAGCUAAAGCCAAAUUCUAGAGCUGCCUGCUCCUGGCAUCGCCCAGUUGGUGGAGACGCAGUGGCCUCGGGAAUACCUUGUUUAGAAAUCAGGGCGGGGCCGUGUACAGCCACUUACUUACCUUUCGUUGUCUCCCCACCCCCUCUUUUUUGAAAGCCAAAGGCACGUCCCUGACAGCUGAAAAUAGCACGGGGAGGAAUAAUCUGGACACUUUUGACGACAAGUUACACCUCCGCUCAGCACUCUGGACUCCACGAUGCCUUUGAGUCUGUUUUCCCAACCUCCUGUGGGCCUCGAGGGUAGAAAUCUGCCGGGCUGUUGUUUUAACGAGGAUGUCCCUGAAGCUUUGUCUGUAGCAGUGAGUACUCAUAAAGGACACUGGAUCAAGUCCAGCCACCGAAUUGCUUUUAUCAGUGUUAGAGUGGUCUGGACUACUUGCUACAAUCUGUGAGAAGUUCCUGUCUCAUUGUUGAACCUGUAGUAUUUCACGGAGCCACUCUUGGAGGAGGUUGGCUGGCGAGAGUGUCUUGGCAAGAGCGUGACUGUAGACUUUUCUCCCUCCCUCCUCUCCCUGCCUAGUUCUUUCCUCACCCUGUCGUCUGUAGGUCCCUCUCCAGCAGUCAGGCACCUUAACUGGAGACACCUCCCAGGGGCGAGCAGAGCUGCACCCCAAGCAGCCCUCUGGAGAAAGGGGGUCUGCAGCUAGGUUUUUAUAGCAGGUGCCGGGAAUGGAAUAUGGACGUCAGUGAGAGGCACCGUGACAAAAGAGCCUGUGUUUUUGCCCAGCCUUUUGCAAGUAAUUUGGGAUCAGAAGCCGUCAGAAGUUUCUAAUGUACAAACUGGUUUAAAGCCAUUGAUGGCCAGAGCAAGUAUACACCAGUUUAGAGGCUUACUUUUCAUGGUACAAAAGCAAUUCUGUGUGAUUUUUUUUUUUUUUUUAAGAAAAUGCAAAUGCAAACAAUUUUGAUAAUGGAAAGCCAAAUUCUGGCGGGUGGGGAGGUAGACAGAAAUCACUAUGGGGGAAAAUUUUCCAAGAUUUCCAAAGAGAUUGAAUUUUUUUUAACCUUUGUUUUCAUGUUAAACAGUAUACAGUUAGGUUGGUUGUCCUGCCCAGUCUCCUGUUUUUAAAAAUUGCCUUUGUAACGUGAAAUAGUUGGGAUGCAGCAGACUCUGUCGUUCACCAAGUCAUUGAUAUACUUAAAUGUUUCCAAGGCACUCGGUGCGUUACCCGCAACGUCUUCUUUGUAUACUGUCCUGGGACUAAGUGUAAAUUUCCGCUUGGAGCACUCCCCAUAUUGUGUGUAUCUACACACCCCUUCCUGCCACUACACAUGUUUAUGUGGAUGCCGUUGGGAUGGGGAGCAGGCACCCAGGGAAGGGCGUUGGUGACUGUGAACACCUGCCCACGCGGAGAUGACGGGAUGCAUGUGUAGUGUCUCCCAGUCACACCUCCUUUCUGGGGAUUUACGCCUGCCAUCUCACGGAGAGUUUCAGAGACCCUCCAGGAUAGUGCUUCUAGUACCCCACCCCAAAAGGAAGAGCUUGAUAGGUUAAGACGUCAUUGAUUGAGAAGGUGUCAUUGAAUUUGAGGGGAUGAGCUGGAGCCCUUUAACAGAUGAUUCCACCACCACAGCUCCUGAAAGGAGAGCCAGGCACUUUUGCUUAGAAGAACACACAAAGCUGCCGAACACAGGGUAAAUUUCCCCAGGUUCUGAUCCUGGCCCUGGGCAGGGCUGGGACAGAGCCAGUCAGUGCAUCCGUUUUCCUUACAAUUCUUGGGUUACAAACUUCAGUUUCAGGGAAUUUUAAGUCAACAACAGGUAGAAUGAAUAAAUACUUGGUUACCAGCCUAAUAAUGUGAAUUGCUACAGAACUAUUCUUAUUAUGUAAGGUAACAAAAACUUUAUUCAGAUACUUUAGCUAUAAAUUGAUGUAAAAUAUUGAUUUUCUUUUUAAAGGAAGGGGAGAACAGUAUCUUGUUCACCUAUUAUGCAAUCAGUCAGUAAAUGUUUUAAAAAUGAUACUGUAAGAGAGCUUGUAAGAAGAAAGCACGGAUGGGCCAGUUUGGUGUCGUUAGGAGAGGUCAGUCUGGUUGUUCAUCCCAGGAGAUGGAGAGAAGGAGGUAAGAGGGAAUCAGAACGUACUUAGUUGAUUCCUUGGUGACAAGUGCAAUGGGGUAUGGGUAGAAUUUAUUUUCAGAGCCAAGGGGACUUGAUGGUUAUAAAUAAAGUUGCUUUUAGUGAUGGAAUUUAUAGACAGAUCAUGUUGUUCUGAAAGAUGUGAAUAGGAUCCACGAUAGCAGGUUGAUGCAGAAUAAUGUAGAUAUUUAGAUUAGCGAGUCUUGAUCAUUUGAUUUCUUAGACUGAGGUUUUAAUUGAAAUUUCAUUAUUGUCUCCCGGUAGUACACAGAGCAUCGGGAUUAGGAAAUUAGCCAUUUUGGAUUCUGCCUGCCACAAACAGACCUAAACAGUGCUAUUAAAUUUUAGACUGUUGUUCAAAUAUUGUAUUUUCUCCUACAACUACUUUUUAUUAUGAUGAACAAUUAAGACCAUUUAAAACAUGGGAGUACAAGUAUUUUUUUGAAUUAAAUUAACUUGCAAAAACCAAAUUUGCAGUGGUUGGGUUGUUUCUAGACAGACUUUGGUAUCAAUUUAAAACCAAGAUAAUUUUUAUAUUCUUUCCAAUAGAAUUUCAUGACAACUCCUGCAGU
Eubalaena glacialis (North Atlantic right whale) is the source of this 7122-nucleotide messenger RNA. RefSeq names its product ataxin 7 (gene ATXN7). The transcript has 13 exons. NCBI's taxonomy places the organism in Eukaryota, Metazoa, Chordata, Mammalia, Artiodactyla, Balaenidae. The coding region runs from base 145 to 2874 and encodes 909 amino acids. The record is from RefSeq and is a predicted model, not a curated record.